AUGUUAUCAAAUAACACUCAAUACUCAUAAAAAAACACAAGCAUUGCUUAAAAGAGCAAAAGGUUGAAGAAUGAUAUUAAGCAACCCUUGUAAACCUAGUUAUAUUUUUUUUCAUUAGAUUAAGCUCAAAGAGUAAUCGACUUAGGAUGGCUUAUAAAUAUAAAUGAAUUUUACAACUUUUCCCUUCAAAUGGCAAAGCAUUAACGAUAAGAGGUUAUAUUAUUUUUCUAUUAUAAGGGGAGCUAUUCUUAAAACAAAAUUUAAAUGAUUAUGCAUUAAAUGAUUUAAAUUAAGCUAUUGAAUUGGGGUCAUUUAAUGAAGUAUCACUUUUCAACAGAGGUAAAAUGGUUUUAAUUAAUUCAGCCACUCAUUUUACAGAAAGAAAAUGUUUAAGGAAUCGUAAGAGGAUUGUGAAAAAGUGAUUCAAAUCAAUCCUAAUUAUUGAUUA
This is a messenger RNA of Paramecium octaurelia, 448 nucleotides long. The record is from the annotation of a GenBank genome assembly. NCBI's taxonomy places the organism in Eukaryota, Ciliophora, Oligohymenophorea, Peniculida, Parameciidae.